Molecule: messenger RNA, 2534 nt
Organism: Condylura cristata (star-nosed mole)
Lineage: Eukaryota; Metazoa; Chordata; Mammalia; Eulipotyphla; Talpidae
Gene: CTDSP1
Product: CTD (carboxy-terminal domain, RNA polymerase II, polypeptide A) small phosphatase 1
Exons: 7
Coding region: 332-1117 (261 amino acids)
Molecular function (GO): RNA polymerase II CTD heptapeptide repeat phosphatase activity
Source: RefSeq, a predicted model, not a curated record
AGCCGCGCUGGCCCCAGAAGUGAUGAAAGCCACGGCGGAGUCCAGGUCACGCCGAAGCCGUUGCCCUUUUAAGGGGGAGCCUUGAAACGGCGCCCGGGUUCCAUGUUUGCAUCCGCCUCGCGGGGAGGAAACUCCAUGUUGUAACAAAGUUUCCUCCGCGCCCCCUCCCUCCCCCUCCCCCUUAGAACCUGGCUCCCCUCCCCUCCGAAGCUCGCGGGGAUCCCUCCCUCCCACCCCUCCCCUCCCCCCCGCGCCCCGAUUCCGGCCCGAGCCGGGGGGGAGGCCGGGCGCCCGGGCCAGAGUCCGGCCGGAGCGGAGUGCGCCCGGCCCCAUGGACAGCUCGGCCGUCAUUACUCAGAUCAGCAAGGAGGAGGCGCGGGGCCCGCUACGGGGCAAAGGUGAUCAUAAGUCAGCCGCUUCUCAGAAACCCCGGAGCCGGGGCAUCCUCCACUCGCUUUUCUGCUGUGUCUGCCGAGAUGAUGGGGAGGCCCUGUCCACAGCCCACAGUGGAGCACCCCUGCUGGUGGAGGAGAAUGGAGCUGUCCCCAAGACCUCAGUCCAGUACCUGCUUCCCGAGGCCAAGGCCCAGGACUCAGACAAGAUCUGCGUGGUCAUCGACCUGGACGAGACCCUGGUGCACAGCUCCUUCAAGCCAGUGAACAAUGCUGACUUCAUCAUCCCUGUGGAGAUUGAUGGGGUGGUCCACCAGGUCUAUGUGCUGAAGCGACCCCACGUAGAUGAGUUCCUACAGCGAAUGGGCGAGCUCUUUGAGUGUGUGCUGUUCACAGCCAGCCUCGCCAAGUAUGCAGACCCCGUGGCUGACCUAUUGGACAAGUGGGGGGCCUUCCGGGCACGGUUGUUUCGUGAGUCCUGUGUCUUCCAUCGGGGGAACUAUGUGAAGGACCUGAGCCGCCUGGGCCGAGACCUCCGGCGGGUGCUUAUCCUGGACAACUCACCAGCCUCCUAUGUCUUCCACCCUGACAACGCCGUACCGGUGGCCUCGUGGUUUGACAACAUGAGCGACACGGAGCUCCACGACCUCCUGCCCUUCUUCGAGCAGCUCAGCCGCGUGGAUGACGUGUACUCAGUGCUCAGGCAGCCUCGACCAGGCAGCUAGUGAGGCGCCCCGGGGCCAGGACCAGCCCCCUAACCAGUGCUCCCCCUCACAUGAGGACUCUGCCUUAAGGAAGCCCGGCGGCUGCUGCCACUUCAGUGCCACGGGGAAGUGGGCAUCCCCUUCCCAGCCUGGCCAGGCUGUGGAAGGGGGCAGCAGGCUGCACCAAGCGCAGCAAGGACCUGGGUCCCUGUAUCAGUGCCUUAGAACCCCCUUCUCUCUAGGGACCUGUGGUGCCCACUCCCCUUUCUCUCUCCCCCUCCCUCUCUUCUCUGUGCUGCCAUAUUUCUCUGCUGCCAAACUGGGCCCCUUGGCCCCUUCCAGGUCUGCUUGGGGGAGGGGAGGGGUUCCUGCUGCCAGGUGUCCGGAACCCAGUCUGGGAACAGUGGAUACCACGUGCCUUGCAUACAGCCCUCUCCAGCAUGGUUGGCCCAGGUCAGUCCAGACCUGGAACAGCCUAGGUUGCUGCAAUUUAGACUGGGCUCCUCACCCAGUCUCCUGGGACUGAUUCGGCUCCCCCAACCCCUCCCUGACUCUCUAGGAGGGGGCAGGGAGAGCUGUUACUGCUAGUGAAGGGAGAAGCCUCUGUCCGAAAGUUCUGAGUGGGCACAUCACCGCAGGCCUAAUUGGCCUGACCCUCCCACCUCUGCCUCUACUGCUCCAAGGCCCAAGUCGGCUCCCUCAGCUCCAUGGGUGGGCACAGGCAGGACCCCUUUGUGGUGCCAUAUAAAUAUGUAUAUGUGUAUAUAGAUUUGGGGGGAAGGGAAGGGUCACUCCUUUCCUGUGCCCAUAAAUUGGGGGAGGGAGGGAAAGGAUUUUUACAUUUUUUAAACUGCUAUUUUCUCAGUGAAACAAGCUGGGCCAAAGGGCUCUGAGCCCUGUCCUCUGUCCCUCAGAAGCUCUUUGCUCCAUUCAUUCAUUCAAAAAUCACUUAUUGAGCACCUUCUCUGCCCAGCCCUGUGCUAGGCCCACCAGCUGACUGUGUGGGUAUCUAAAUCCACCCACCCACCCCAGACUUCACCGGUGCCUUUAGGGGAUCUGUAGGAGGUGGGACCUUUGUGGGGUUUGGGGUCUCCAGGAAGCCUGGCCAAGCUGACCCCCUUUCCCGUGCCAACCCACCCCUUGCAGCCCCAUCCUGUCCCCUGCUGGCUGGGGGCCUCUCCCAGGACAACCUGCCUUCCAGCUCUGACUCAUCUGGAGCCCCUCCCCCAAAUGCUGAGUCUGGAAGUCAAUGCCUUGGGCUCUCCUCAGGGCCUAACGGUUAAGGGGACCCAUGAACCAGUGCCAAGGGGGAGGUCAUGCCCCCUCCACACGCCCCCAGACUGAUGGGAGUACAUAGGGCGACUUUCCACUGAAGUGCCUUCUCUGUAGCCCAGACCUCCACAAAACGAUGAGAACUAAAGAGAAAGCCAGACCCCCA